UAAAAAAAUGAGAGCACACGCAGUUACAGCUUUGUACGCACUUAUAGCUAUUUCGUGUUUAGGCUGUUCAUUUUGUGGCCUAAUAACGGAACUUGGCGAACCGUUUCAACAGGCCGACGAAGGUGUCAAUGAAGUGAGCGAUAUAUUACCAAAUGCAAACAUAGAUCCCGUCAUAGAUGCCAUACAAGUUAAUAAAAAUGACGCUGAACCAGUCGAUAUUUCUUCAGAUUUAAAUCCCGUCGCGGGCAUCAUCAGUCCUAUACCUGGUGAACUGGGUUUCUUUCAUAAGUUAAUCGCCAUACUAACCAAACUGCUGUCAUCGGUGAAACCAAACGAUUGUGAAGAGCAUAAAGAAGAUAACGACUCAACUACCGAAUCAGUGGAAUCUAAUGAGACAACUGAUGCACUUGACAAUGAAAACUCGACUGUUGUAGCUACCGAAAUACCAAUUGAUUCCGAUGCCGGUGAGUCUGCAACACAGGCUCCAGUCGAAAUAUCAGAAUAUGGUAGUUAG
Zeugodacus cucurbitae (melon fly) is the source of this 514-nucleotide messenger RNA. RefSeq lists its product as uncharacterized. The record is from RefSeq and is a predicted model, not a curated record. The coding region runs from base 8 to 514 and encodes 168 amino acids. NCBI's taxonomy places the organism in Eukaryota, Metazoa, Arthropoda, Insecta, Diptera, Tephritidae. The transcript is spliced from 3 exons.